AGACCUUUAUAUGCAAGCUUAUUAUGCAAUAAACAUACUAAAUUUUUAUUAAUUAAUAAUAAUUUUGUGUAACAAAAACAUAGCUGCAUUUAAAUAAUUGUGAUAUUAGUUUAAAAUUAAGGAAAAAAAUGCUUAAAGUUUUUAAUAAUAGUUUGUAUUUGUUAACCAAACGAUCUACAACGAACCCCGGCAGACUAGUUCUACUACAACAGCGGUUGACAAAACGUGAAUAUAGCAGCAGUGUAAUGGAGAAAUUUGAUUUGCCACAGAGAUUACAAGGCAGCACGCCAAGUGUUUGGAAUGAAUAUAUUGCUUUGGCCAUGCAAUACAAGCCCUUGAACUUGGGCCAAGGUUUUCCGGAUGAUGCUGCCCCGGAAUAUGUUACUAAAGCUUUGGCCGAUAUAGCCAACGAUGAAAAUCCUUUGUUGCAUCAAUACACUAGAGGUUUUGGCCACAUGCGUUUGGUACAAGCCAUAGCCACUUUAUACUCCAAGCUAGUGCAGCGUGAAUUGAAUCCUUUGAAUGAGAUUCUUAUUACCUCGGGAGCUUAUGAGGCUUUAUAUUCUUCUAUUAUGGGUCAUGUUGAUGUGGGCGAUGAAGUUAUUAUUAUCGAACCAUUUUUCGAUUGCUAUGAACCUAUGGUGAAAAUGGCGGGAGGUGUAGCUAAAUUUAUUCCCUUAAAACCGACCAAAACCGACGGUGCCAUCUCCUCAGCCGACUGGAAAUUGGAUGAAGAUGAGCUGAAAAAGUUGUUCAACAAUAAAACCAAAAUGAUCAUCUUGAAUACACCACACAAUCCCAUCGGUAAGGUAUUCAAUCUCCAAGAAUUGCAACUUAUUGCGGAUUUAUGUAAAAAGUGGAAUGUACUCUGCUUAUCGGACGAGGUAUACGAAUGGAUGACAUUUGAAAAUAAUAAACAUAUACGUAUUUGUACCUUGCCCGGCAUGUGGGAGCGUACAGUGACCAUUGGUUCGGCUGGUAAAACAUUUUCGGUAACAGGUUGGAAAACCGGUUGGGCUUAUGGUCCAGCCAAUUUGAUUAGAAAUCUACAAAUGGUACAUCAAAAUUCAGUGUACACUUGCCCCACACCCCUGCAAGAAGCUGUAGCUAGAGGUUUUGAAUUGGAAAUGACCCGGUUGGAUUCGGAUGAAUGCUUUUUCAAGAGUUUGCCACGUGAGUUGCAGGUGAAGCGGGAUUAUAUGGCUAAGUUUUUGACAGAAGCUGGUAUGAAGCCCACCAUACCAGAGGGUGGCUAUUUCAUGUUGGCCGAUUGGACUAAUUUAGAAAAGAAAAUUGAUAUUAACUCUGAACCGGAUAAAUAUCGUGAUUACAAAUUCACCAAAUGGAUGACUAAGAAUAUGGGUAUUCAGGGUAUACCUCCUAGUGCCUUUUACACAGAGUCUCAUAAGAAUUUGGGUGAGAACUUUGUGCGCUAUUGUUUUAUUAAGAAGCAAGCUAAUUUGGAAAAAGCUUCGGAGCUUUUGGAGAAAUUGAAGAAGAACUAAUUUUUGGUUUAAUGGUUUAUGUUUAUUAUAUUUUUUUUGUUAUACUAUUUGAACCGAAUAAAUGUGGAUAUUAUACAAUAAAAUGUUUAUAAACAAUGGACAAA
Molecule: messenger RNA, 1609 nt
Organism: Calliphora vicina (urban bluebottle blowfly)
Lineage: Eukaryota; Metazoa; Arthropoda; Insecta; Diptera; Calliphoridae
Gene: Kyat
Product: Kynurenine aminotransferase
Exons: 6
Coding region: 129-1505 (458 amino acids)
Biological process (GO): biosynthetic process
Cellular component (GO): mitochondrion; cytoplasm
Molecular function (GO): L-kynurenine:2-oxoglutarate transaminase activity; pyridoxal phosphate binding
Source: RefSeq, a predicted model, not a curated record